Molecule: messenger RNA, 2184 nt
Organism: Vitis riparia (riverbank grape)
Lineage: Eukaryota; Viridiplantae; Streptophyta; Magnoliopsida; Vitales; Vitaceae
Product: rust resistance kinase Lr10-like
Exons: 3
Coding region: 101-1954 (617 amino acids)
Biological process (GO): protein phosphorylation
Molecular function (GO): protein kinase activity; ATP binding; polysaccharide binding
Source: RefSeq, a predicted model, not a curated record
UGGUGGUGCGAGUCAUUAUAUUUCCUUGAAACAAUCAUCAGUUGCCAAGGCACCAAAGCAUUGAAAUCCCAAGUGCAGAAGGUCUGCGCAAUCUUCAUAGAUGAGUACUCCCUUGAAAAUUGUUGUCCUUUUACAUUUUUUCUUGCUUGUAGUUGAAAUUGAUGCAGAGAAUGGAGUGAGCCAAGAUCAGUGCACGGUACCAGCUAAAUGCAGCCCUCAGGGUCCGCCCAUUCGGUUCCCAUUCAGGCUUAAAGGCCAUCCAAAGAACUGCGGAUGUCCGGGGUUUGAGUUGUCAUGCACCGGAACUACUAAUCAGACCAUGCUAGAGCUGCCAUUUCCAGCAAAGCUCCCAGUGGAGGAGAUAAAUUACACAACUCGGGAAAUUCGCGUCCAUUAUGAGGAUUCUUGCCUUCCUCCGCAGCUUAUGCUCCGUUUGGCUUACACUCCCUUCAAAUUAGUGGAUGAGGUUCCUGAUGUUGAGCUCUACACCUUCUUCAGUUGUUCAUCAGAUAAAUCAGAAUCUCUGACUCAAUACACUUGCCAUAUUUUUGGUGGUACCACAAUUUAUGCGGUGCGUUCCGAUGAUGAUCUUGGUGACUUGGAUCUAUACUCAUGCCAAAGGAUCGACAGUGUCGUCAUACUACAAAAUAAUUGGGAAAAUGCCUUUCAUUUGAACUGGACAAACACAAUAUGUGGGGACUUCGAAGCAGAAGAUGGGAAAUGCAGGCCCAAAAGUAAUAGCAUGAAACAUGAAACAGAAUGCAUCCACAAACCCCGCAAACCAGAAAAAGAUGCACCAAGAAUACCGGAGCUGGUUGCAGGAAUAAUCCUUGGUUUCCUUUUUCUUGGGUCAAUAGCAUUUGCACUCUACCAUGUUUAUAGCUUAGACAAAUCACAAAGAGAAAAUAGAAAGAAGAUCGAAAAGUUUUUGGAAGAUUAUAGAGCUCUCAAGCCCUCGAGGUACUCAUACGCUGAUAUUAAGAAGAUCACCCACCAGUUCAAGGAUAAACUAGGCCAAGGAGCUUAUGGAACCGUGUAUAAAGGAAAACUUUCAAAUGAAGUUUUUGUUGCAGUAAAGAUUCUCAAUGACUCUAAGGGAAAUGGGGAUGAGUUUAUCAAUGAAGUGGCAACAAUGGGCACAAUCCACCAUGUCCACGUGGUUCACUUAGUUGGGUUUUGUGCAGAUAGAUUUAAACGAGCUCUCAUCUAUGAGUUCUUACCGAAUGAGUCUCUAGAGAAGUUCAUAUUUCCAAAAAAUGGCAAGAAUCAUUCACUUGGUUGGUUGAAGCUUCAAGAUAUUGCUUUAGGCAUAGCCAAAGGAAUUGAGUAUCUUCACCAAGGAUGUGAUAAAAGAAUUCUCCAUUUUGAUAUUAAACCUCAUAAUAUUUUGCUAGAUCACAACUUUAAUCCUAAGAUCUCUGAUUUUGGUCUAGCCAAAUUGUGUUCCAAAGAGCAGAGUGUAGUUUCUAUGACUACAGCUAGAGGGACGAUUGGCUAUAUUGCACCAGAAGUGUUAUCUAGGAAUUUUGGGAAUAUAACCUAUAAAUCAGAUGUUUAUAGCUUUGGAAUGUUGUUACUUGAAAUGGUUGGAGGAAGAAAAAAUAUUGAUGUUACAAUGGAGAAAACCGGACAAGUAUAUUUUCCAGAAUGGGUCUACAAUCAUUUAGAUCAAGGGGAAGAGUUACAUAUCCGAAUCGAGGAAGAAGGAGAUGCAAAAAUAGCAAAGAAACUAACAAUUGUGGGACUUUGGUGCAUUCAAUGGUACCCAAUAGAUCGUCCUUCAAUGAAAGUUGUAGUUCAAAUGUUGGAAAGAGAAGACAAUUUAAUCAUGCCUCCUAAUCCUUUUACUGCUACAGAUCGAAAUAUGGUCAAAGAUCGAAUGAGAAUAAAUACAAGCAAGCCACCAAGACCUCUUCCUGAAAAAGAGUUGGAAGUUAUCACAGAAUUAGAGUGAAUGGAGAAGUUGGUCGAUUUAUUAUUAUGAUUUGUAUUUUCAAUCUAGGAAGAUGAUUCUUAAAAUAAAUUCCAAAAAUAAUUAGGACUUAUUAUCAAAAAGUAAUUAGUAAUUGCUUUGUGUCUUUGUAUUAUGAUGUCUUGUAAGAUGUAGUAUAUAAUAAAUUACUUUGUGUUUUUGUGUAAUGAUGUCUUGGAAGAUGAGAUAUAUAAUAAAUUGCUUACCAAGGA